This is a messenger RNA of Funneliformis geosporum, 965 nucleotides long. The record is from the annotation of a GenBank genome assembly. NCBI's taxonomy places the organism in Eukaryota, Fungi, Glomeromycota, Glomeromycetes, Glomerales, Glomeraceae.
AUAUUCCAUUCAUGGCUAUUGAGAAUGAAGGAUCAACAGAAAGGAUAAAUGGAACAUAUCGCUAUGUAUUGCGUCUUUAUAGUCGCCUUAUUAAUGGCCAAAAGGCACUGGUAACUCUUAUAGACAUUCAAGUUUUCUUUGAUAUUCUCGUACCAGAUGGAAAAACUCUAGAUGAAUGUGAAGAAAAGGUAGCUCGAAAAAAUGGAAUCCAACUCUCUGGGUGGUCUACAAUAAACAAAUAUAUAUGUAAGAAAGAGGAUUUCACAACAAUAAGUAACCGAUUUUCCAUUUCAGUUCUCUUACGAGAUCGCACUCUUAUCCUUACAUGGGAUAUAGAAACAUAUGCCUCACAAAUAGGAGAAUUUGCAGAAGUUCUUGAACAAAAAAACAAGGUCUUUAUGAUUGGUAUGAUAUUACAUUGGAAAGAUGAUCCAAAACCAUUAAAACAAAUCUGUCUUGUUGACGUUGAAACUGCAUCAGACUCACGAUGGGUUACAAUCAUAUGCGGAAAUCAGAUAUGGAAGCGAAUGACAGGAAAGUUUGAAACAAAAGAAGAAAUCCUAAAAUGGAAAUAUCAUGGAAAGGUAAGUGCGAAAUCUGAAAAUAAUUUCAUGAUAAAAGGAAAGAAAAAGGAUACAGAUGAAGAGGGAACCAUAUGGGGAUCAGGUGAGGAGGUUGAGAAAAAGAAAGAUUAUAUGGAAGCAAUUAAGAUCAAAAUUACUGCAGAAGAGGAUUUCUUUUCCAGUUUUCUUAAACUACCAGAAUGCAUACCAAUUGAUGUCCGAGUGUAUCUCAAAAAACGUUACCCCCAUUCUGAAGUUGAAAAGAAAGGGUCGCUUAAAUUCUUCUUAAAAAAGUGUGGCCUCGACAUUAAAGCUGACAUGCCAUAUGAUGAAAUGUGGAGAAUCUAUUUAAAGACAAAAAAGACUCCUCUCCUUUAUCUGCAAGAAAAAUGCGAGAAGUAG